AUGAGGAUCUCUGCCGGCUUAAUGAUCGGCGGAUCCUGUGUUGCGACGGCGGGGACUGUUCUGAAUGCAUUCCUCAUCAAUAAGCAGUUUUAUCCAUCGAUUGUGUAUCUGACGAAGAGCAAUGCCAGUAUGGCGGUAUUGUAUUUUCAAGGUCUCGUCUUAGUUUAUUUAUUGUUUCAACUCGUCAGAACAAUAUUCUUUGGCGAUUUACGUGCCGCCGAAUCUGAGCAUUUGUCCGAACGAACGUGGCACGCGAUUCUCGAAACUUGUCUAGCGUUCACCGUUUUCCGAGAUGACUUCUCAUCGGUGUUCGUCAUGCAAUUCGUCGGAUUAUUAUUUGUCAAAUGUUUCCAUUGGCUUGCCGAUGAUCGAGUUGAUAUGAUGGAACGAUCCCCUGUAAUCACUCUCAAAUUUCAUUUGAGAAUGCUAUCUGUUCUAUCAUUUCUCGGAUUUUUGGAUUCAUUUCUUGUUUCACACGCCUAUUUCACAACGGUCAAUAAAGGGCCAAGCUCGCAAAUUGUUUUUGGUUUCGAAUAUGCUAUUUUAUUGACAAUGGUGAUUCAUGUUACCACCAAAUACUUGAUACAUAUGCAUGAUUUGCGUACUGCUCAAUCUUGGGAGAACAAGGCCUUCUACUUGCUAUUUGCUGAACUAUUAAUAAAUCUAAUCCGUUGUUGCUUGUAUGGAGCAUUCGCUGUGAUCAUGCUCCGGGUUCACACGUUCCCAUUGUUCUCGGUUCGACCGUUCUACCAAUCGCUGAGAACUCUUCACAAGGCAUUCAGUGACGUGAUUUUGUCGAGAAGAGCCAUUAACGCGAUGAACAACCAAUUCCCUGUUGUUACCGCGGAAGAAUUGACCGCGAUGGAUGCCACGUGUAUAAUUUGUCGUGAAGAGAUGACAGCUGAAUCGCGACCCAAACGUCUUCCAUGCUCGCACGUCUUCCACACCCAUUGCCUUCGCAGUUGGUUCCAGAGGCAACAGACGUGUCCGACGUGUCGAACCGAUAUUUGGUCUCGUCUUGGAGCUACUGCUGCAUCAGUGGCCAACAACGCUGCUGCUGGUGCUCCAAACGCACAAGCUGGCGAUCCAAAUGCUCAACCGGCGGCUCAACCUCAUGUUUUUCCAUUCAACGGACAUCAAUUCGCGUUCGCCGCGAAUUUCGUUCAACAGGUGCCACAGCAAGGAGGUGCACAAGGACCAUUCCCUCACAAUAUUGUCUAUAUUGCACCGCCAGGAAAUCGACCAGAUAAUAUGCCACCACCACCUCCUCCACCACCAGGAUUCCCCAUGUUCCCGGGAUUUAUGCCACCACCUCCGCCGUUUGUUAUGCCAACCCUUCCUGAUUAUGGUGGAAUGACCGAUGAAGAGCUGACGGCUUUGGAGGGAACGAGACGUGAAGCGGUUGUUGCACGACUUCGUGCUUUGGAUGAUAUUAUGACUUUGAUUGAAGCUGCGCAAAUUCAGAUGGCGCAGCUCAAUUCACGAGCACCACCAAUUCCUCCAAGGCCUGAACCUGCGCAACCGGAAUCGAACGGAGCUUCUACUGAUCAACCAUCGGUUAGUUCAGGAACUCGCGCAGCGCCAGAAAUUCCUACGUCAUCCACCUCUUCGGCUCCAUCGACAUCACCUGUAGUUGUUCCAACGACAGCGCCAUCAGUUUCCCCAACGCCUUCUACAGCACCGACCAGUUCCACUGAACUUGGUGCUGAACGAUCAACAACACCGACUCCGAAGUCACUGUUCCGCAAUUCCUCUUCUUCGUCGAACACCCUUGGAACGACGUCGUCUCCAACGGACUCGCCGUCGACAAGCGGCAUUCUUUCGAAUUCUCGAACUCCUGACGCCGAAGAAUUGAGACAAAGACGAUUAGCGAGAUUUGAGCGGCAAAGUCAAAACGGGGGAUCACCAACGCCGCAAUAA
This is a messenger RNA of Caenorhabditis bovis, 1920 nucleotides long. NCBI's taxonomy places the organism in Eukaryota, Metazoa, Nematoda, Chromadorea, Rhabditida, Rhabditidae. The record is from the annotation of a GenBank genome assembly.